Spea bombifrons (plains spadefoot toad) is the source of this 2458-nucleotide messenger RNA. It is a transcript of the gene GCC1, whose product is annotated as GRIP and coiled-coil domain containing 1. The record is from RefSeq and is a predicted model, not a curated record. Gene Ontology annotation, cellular component: Golgi apparatus. Bases 112 to 2220 code for a protein of 702 amino acids. Lineage: Eukaryota; Metazoa; Chordata; Amphibia; Anura; Pelobatidae. The transcript has 4 exons.
UGGAAAGAGGUCAGCUGAUGGGCUGUAGACACGUCACAGGCUGCGCCGGAGAGUGCUUGUCUGGUACCGUCUUAUGGCAUACGUGGGUGGGUAAGAAGUUGAUUCCUUAUCAUGGAGAAGCUGGGGAUGAAUUUUGGAGGAGGCCCUAGUAAGAAGGAGCUACAGGAGUUGGUGGAGAGUCAGCGUAAGCAGCUACAGCAGUAUCAGACACGUUUAAAAGAUGUUGUGCGGGCAUACAAAAGCCUUCUAAAAGAGAAGGACGCCCUGGAAGCGAGUCUGCGUGUCCUGUCCACCUCUCAAGAACCGGGAUCCCUGGUUUCAGAGCCUGAGGAGCCCCAUGAUGACCAGCGUUCCACACACAGUGAAGACAGUGUGGAUACAGCAGGCAGUGUACCCAGUGCCAGAGGGGGAGAAACCAGCGAGGAUGAGAGACCUGAAUCUGCUGCACAAGGAAGCGGUGGGGGUACAGAAGAAGCUAGUGGUUCUGAGAGUGGGGUUAGCACAGCCAGUGGAGAGGGAGGUCUAGCAUCUUCUGGAGAGACUGAUCGAAGGAUGGUGCAGCUCAAGAACCAGCUGGCAACGCUAACCAGUGCCCUGGCCACAGUAACACAAGAAAAAUCACGAAUGGAGGCCUCCUACCUGGCAGACAAGAAGAAGUCUAAGCAGGAAAUGGAGGAUGUAAUGCAGAGAAUGGAAGGGGAGCACAGUGGUCUGCGGGCUGAGAUCCAGAACCUCCAGGAUCAGUUGGCUGAGACCAAGGCCAGACUGAUAAGCCAGCAGCAUGAUCGUGCACAGGAACAGACAGACCAUGCAGCAAUGCUGAAAGAGCUGCAGCGUCUUGUACAAGGAGAACGAGACAGUAGGCAGGAGGCUGAGCUCCGGCUGGAGGAGGCCAGACAGGAGCUGGCAAAAAGAUCUGAGCUGUCUCUGCGGGCGGAUGCAGCAGACGAGCAGUGGAGGAAGCUGCGCAAGGAAUCGGAGGAGCUGAAGAAGGAGUUACUGGAAGUAAGGAAGCAAAGAAAAGAGCCCAAUCCUGUGGUUGUGGAGCUACAAGGAGAGCUGUGCAGGAUGAAGGAAGAAAUGGAGGCUCUGCUGCAGGAGGAGAGGAGAAAGAGGCUAGAUGAGGAGCAGCAGAAUCUACAGCGCUUACUGCAGGAAGAGCAACGGAUUCGUUCUCUUGAGUCUCAGGUGUCUGAGAUGUCUGAGCUCCUGGGAGCUACUGAGACCUCCAAACAGAGGGAUCAGCUCACCAUCCGGAAACUGCGUGAGCGACUUUCUCAGCUAGAGACUGAGAACAGGACUCUAGCGAUGGCUACCUGCCUGAACCCUACUCCAGAAACUGUUAAACCUGCCACAGGUGAGGAUGCUGAAGAUAGUGUGGAGCAGCGGGCAACUGCUAUCUUCUACCAGCAAGAACUUCAGCAACUGAAGGAGGAGUUUGAACGUUACAAGGCACGAGCACAAGGCGUUCUGAGGACCAAAGGGACAAAGGAAGGUGAGCUAGAGGCUGGCAGAAAGCAGAUGGCAGAACUGAAAGAAAAAUAUGUCUCGCUGAGACUUUCAGCAGAGGAAGCAGCGAACAAACACAAAGCAGAAAUGGAGAAUGCUCGCAAAGAAUUGUCACUUUUAACCCAGUCUCACCGGCAGGAGCUGGAGGCAGUGAGGAGGGAGGGUUGGGAAAAUAUGGCACGACUGGAGGAGGAAUUAAGGCAGCAUAGAGAACGAGUGAUGGCAGUGCUUAAUGAGAAGGAACAGGAGCUAGAAAGGCUAAGAGAAGCCAAAGUGCCUGCAGUCAUUCUGCCCUCAAAGCCAGACCCAUUGGACAAUGGUCUUGAGCUUCCCCAGAGCAACUCCUCAUCUUUUCUUGUGUAUGCAGAGCAACUGUCCCGUAAAGAAGCAGAAAUUGGAAAUCUGCGGCGCAGGAAACAUGAACUUGAGGCAGAAUUGCAGAGUAUGCAGGAACGGUUAGCUGAGCAAGGCGAGGAGACACACAAUUUACGGGAGCAAGUGGAGAAAGCACUGCGUGACAAAAGAAGAGAAGGGGCCAAUCUGGAAUAUCUAAAAAAUGUUUUAUUCGGAUUUUUGACCCUCCCAGACCCGCGAGGGCGACAGCAUACACUGAGUGCACUGUUGGCUGUCCUGCAUUUUUCACCUGAGGAAAAGAGUGCUGCCCUGCGAGCACAAGAUGGGAGUAGGUGGUGGGCUGGUGGAAAAAGAUGAUAAGGGAUGUGGGGCUAUGGGACGGCUCCUCUUUCAAUACCUUGUACUUUGUGAUUUUGAGAUGCAUUUUUGUACAAAAGGACUAUUAGGAAAUUGACAGCUCUUGCGCAAAAUGUGAUUAUAGACACCUGACACUUUCUGUGAAGGUAAAACAGAGUUAUUUGGCACAAUAUUACUAGAAGGGAAGUAAAUGUCUGUAGAAUAAAAUGUAAAAGAACUUUACCAGCGAAUACAAGCA